AUGGCAGACAAAGUCGCCUUCUCUUUUGGGCCGCUGGUAGGAAACGAAGAGAAGGUCGCGGCACGUGCCCGACGACCGGGCUCCGCACCGCCGGGCUCAAGGCCACCGCUGGAGAUCCCCACCAGAUGGCGCGGGACGCCGCGUGUGCCACGGACUUUCGAGUCACUGCUGCGAUCCGGAGAGAGUAAAAAGCUCCUAGGCCCUAAGCACAACGGCUUCCUUGAAAAGGUGCAGCAAGCUGUGGAGCAGGAGCAGAAGAUGCGCAAAGAGGACACUGAGAAGGCCUCAGAUGGGCUCUACAAGCGGAAGCUCAACGAGGAGAUCGAAAGCCGAUGGAAGAGAUCCGCGCAACGGCCAAAGAACCCUAAACCGUCAGGUGAGCAGUGGCCAAAAUCUCCAUUCUAA
Messenger RNA from Durusdinium trenchii, 405 nucleotides. Lineage: Eukaryota; Dinophyceae; Suessiales; Symbiodiniaceae. The record is from the annotation of a GenBank genome assembly.